This is a messenger RNA of Ruditapes philippinarum (Manila clam), 1903 nucleotides long. Its product is annotated as U2 small nuclear ribonucleoprotein auxiliary factor 35 kDa subunit-related protein 2-like. The record is from RefSeq and is a predicted model, not a curated record. Gene Ontology annotation, molecular function: metal ion binding; pre-mRNA 3'-splice site binding. The transcript has 10 exons. Gene Ontology annotation, cellular component: U2AF complex; spliceosomal complex. NCBI's taxonomy places the organism in Eukaryota, Metazoa, Mollusca, Bivalvia, Venerida, Veneridae. Gene Ontology annotation, biological process: mRNA splicing, via spliceosome. The coding region runs from base 48 to 1802 and encodes 584 amino acids.
UUCUUAUUUGCGGAUGUCCUCAGUGUUUACCCCAAUACAAAAAAAAAAUGGCGGAGACCAGCAAUGAGUUAAAAGUUGAAGCAAAUCCGGAAUUUUUCCACCUAAGUCAUAAGAGAAGAAAAGCUUUGUUAAAGAAACAGAAAAGAAAAAUCAAGAGACAAGCAGAAGCCAGGGAAAGAGAUGAAAAACUCCAGAAAGAAGAAGAGCUGAAAAAGAAUUCACCAACCUUCCAACAUAAACAAGCAUAUGAGGAAGAGCUUGAAAAGGCAGAGCUUUUACGAAUAGAGGCGGAGUCACAGAGACAAAGGGAAUUGUGGGAGUGGCAUGAGGAAAUAUAUAAGCAAAGAUUGAAAGAGAAGGAGGAGCAAGCAGAACGUGAAAAACAAUUAAAAAUUGAAAUAGAGAGAAAGAUAAAAGAAGAAUGGGAGGAAAGACAGAAGAAAGAACAUGAAGAGGAAGAAGAGAAAAGAAAGAAGAAGGAAAAACAGGAGGAACUUCUGAAGCAGGCUAGAGAAGCUGAAAAUAAGGAUGGUGAUUGGUCAAAUCCGCUUGCCCCAGUACAGUAUGGGAAAGAGAGACAGGUAGAAAAUUGUCCGUUCUUUGUGAAAGUUGGAGCAUGCAGAUUUGGAGAUAGGUGUUCGAGAGCUCAUCCGUACCCAGAUAGCAGCCGUACAUUGUUAUUCUCAAACAUGUUCCGGCAUUUCCAGCUUGAUCAAGGUCAAUGUGAGGAAUAUGACACAGAUAUAGUGCUGGAGUAUGAAGAUAGUGAGGUCUACCAAAAGUUUCGUGAGUUUUAUGAGGACACCCUGCCAGAGUUCAAGGUCAUUGGGCACAUGGUUCAGUUCAAAGUAUGCUGUAAUUAUCAACCUCACCUUAGAGGAAAUGUUUAUGUGUCGUAUUCCAGGGAAGACCAUGCACUGGAAGCACUUACAAAAUUCAAUGCUAGAUGGUAUGGGGGAAAACAAAUAUCUGCCCAGUUUGUGGAAAUACCAUCCUGGAGAAGGGCAAUUUGUGGAUUAUUUGGUAAGGGACGCUGCCCAAAAGGUAGAGAAUGCAACUUUCUUCAUGUCUUUAAGAACCCAAACAAUGAGUUUAAUAUGGCUGACAGAGAUAUGGAGCCAUUUACUCCUCAACAAGGCUUUCAUCGAAGAAAUAGAAGGUCAAGGUCACAAGAUAGGAGAUACUCACCUUCAAGGUCAUCAAGGAGUCGCAGACGUUCACGGUCACGUGACGGACAUGACAGUAAUAGGUUCAACAGUAGAUAUUCCAGACAUAAUUCAAGGUCACCAGAAAGACAUAAAUCAUAUAGAUCAAAACACAGAUCAAGGUCACCUGAUCAAAGGUCAUAUAACAAAAGAAAUAGGUCAAGGAUUCCUGAUUAUAGGUCAAGUCGUUCAAGACAACGAUCCAGGUCUCCUUAUAGAAAAAGUAGUUCACAUAGGUCAAAGGAGAGUAAAAUCAAGGACAGAUCUAGAUCUCAGUCAAAGGACAGUUCACCAGGGAAAUCCCCUUGUAGAGAAAAAAAAUCAAAAGAGAACAAUGUUUCUAAUUCUCGUAAAUCUGUUUCAGUGGAUAAUAUUGAAAGUUAUGAAAAUAGUGUUAACAAUAAUGAUAUGCUGGUUUGGGUGGAAAAGACUAAAGAGAGUUUUGAUAGCAAUAAAACCAGCAAGAAUUACAGAUCCCAUUCUCCAGACGACAGUGAUAAGGAGAGAGUUGAAAGGUCAAACUCUGACUCUGAGAAUGAGUCACAUAGGAAGAGACAUAAAAAAUCUAAAAAACAUAAAAGAUUGAAAGAAAGUUGAUAUGAAACUUUCUACUAGUAGUUUUUUCUAAUUUGAUAAGUUUUUUUUUUGGUCAUGCUGCUUAAAUCAUUCUGAUAAAUAAAACUGUGUAUGGAAUAUUA